GUACAGUGGGAGGGGCGGAGCUUGUGACGUACGAAGGACAUGGAGCAGCGCUGUCAGGUAUUGAACCUUUUCAGGACUUUACACCGAACAAGAAAGCUAAUUUUCAGAGAAGAUGAUAAAGCCCUAGAAGCUGCAAAGCAGAAGAUUAACUCUGAAUUCAGGAAGAACCUUGCUGAGUCUUCUCCGGAGAAAAUAACCCAGUUACUUAAAUUAGGCUCAGAUGUAGAAGUUGUACUCAGAACAUCAGUAAUCCAAGGAGUUCACAUAGACCAUAACAAAAUUUUACUUCGACCCACAAAAGAAGUGCUUCAGGAUAACGCACCUUUCCACGACACUCCAAGAAAAGAUACCUAAUACAGGCAACUCUUCAAUCAUGGACUGAUUGUAGUAUUUUAUAAUUGAUGCCAUUACCCCACUGAAGGAAACUGAACUGUUUUAUCAGUUGUUGGAAAUCGUUGUAAAACACUACAUUGUACUUAUAUUUUAAAAUACUGGAAUGUGUUUGUGUACAUCCUUAAGUACAGCCUUGAUUGAUAAUGUGUGAAGUUAUAUUGGAUUUUUAGAGAAACUAAAUUCAAGAUCCAGAGAGACAUAGAAUAUUAAUAAUAAUUCUUGCAUUUUAUUCAACGCCUUUCGUGUUGGGAGGUUGUGUCAAAGCUCUUCACAGAAUUUACUGAAAACUGCAUUUUAUUGGCAAAUACAAACUUUAUACAGUAUUGUUUUGCAGUGGCAAUGAAUUUGCAAAGCAGUUGCACUGAUUAAAUAUCAGUGUGACAUUUGAUAUGGAUAUUUUGGCUUUAUACUAAAGUUGGGCCUACUAAGGUUGUCUCAAGAAUUUCUUCCUUUCCCUUACUCCUCUUCAUUCAUUUGAGAUGCUGGGUCUGCAGUCAAUGUUGAAAUGAAUAGAAGAUUUCCAGUAACUUGGUUGGUUCAUCAUUAGGCUUGUGACCAGAUCUUUCUGGGUUCAAAUAUGAGAAGGUCUAUUCAUCCUAUCACAGUUAAAAAAAAAAGGAACUAAAAAAUACAACUAAACUAAAAGCUUAAUUCAAAUAGAAAUUUACAUUUAUGUACCAUCUUUCACAUCAGGAGGACAUCCCAAAGCGCUGGACAGUAAUGGCUUGGCACCUGAGCUGGGGGUGGGAGCUGAGGUAGGUGGGGAGGGGAAAGAUGACCAAAAGCGCAGUUAAAGAUGUACGUCUUGAAAUCGAAUGAGAGGAGAAUAAAGAUAAGUGGAAUUUUCCUAUCUCCAAGGAGUUGAAUCCUGGAAAUGUAGACACGUCUUCAAUCUUGUAAGACAAAGCUCUAAUGAGUAGUAAGGUGCUAACUGGACUGUUACCCAUUUACCUAUUUAAUGAACAGGUUAUGUUGAUCUAAGGUGAGACCAGUCUUCAUUAUUUUUCAUCUCCUAAGGAACUAUUUACUGAUGUUCUGGCAAAUCUGGAAAGAGACCAUUUUCCAGCCGAUGUUCAGUGAAGAAGACAGGGCAGUCUGUUCUGUGAAGCUCUCCAAUCUAGAUACACUUUCACCCAAAAUGCCCCUCGAUAUUGGAGUGGGGGAAAGAAAACCCUCUGAGGGAGCUUUAUAACGUAAGAAUGUAAGAAAUAUCCCAUUAACCCCUUUAUACAAGUAUAAUUUGUUGUUGUUUAUUGCUGGUGUUGAGUUAAUGUGCAAGGGUAUUACAUUUCAGAUAACGCAUUGUUAGUAACAUCUAAUCCACUUGUAUAAUUUUAGUUUGUGGUUUCUUGCCUUUCAUGAAGAUUUUGAUACAUGUUAUGCCUCUGUUUUAAAUUUGUUUAAAUAAAUUAAUUGGAUGGGGAAAAAAUAAAAUCCAUAGUUUUGUGGUGCCAUUCACCAAU
This is a messenger RNA of Callorhinchus milii (elephant shark), 1856 nucleotides long. RefSeq names its product LYR motif containing 7 (gene lyrm7). The record is from RefSeq and is a predicted model, not a curated record. Gene Ontology annotation, biological process: mitochondrial respiratory chain complex III assembly. The transcript has 5 exons. NCBI's taxonomy places the organism in Eukaryota, Metazoa, Chordata, Chondrichthyes, Chimaeriformes, Callorhinchidae. The coding region runs from base 40 to 354 and encodes 104 amino acids.